Molecule: messenger RNA, 1331 nt
Organism: Hevea brasiliensis (rubber tree)
Lineage: Eukaryota; Viridiplantae; Streptophyta; Magnoliopsida; Malpighiales; Euphorbiaceae
Product: RNA exonuclease 4
Exons: 9
Coding region: 77-901 (274 amino acids)
Biological process (GO): rRNA processing
Cellular component (GO): nucleus
Molecular function (GO): nucleic acid binding; 3'-5' exonuclease activity
Source: RefSeq, a predicted model, not a curated record
AAAAGCAAAACGGUGGCGUUGGAUACUCAGACGUCCUCUGAUAAAAACGUUGUGUUUGGAAGCAAGCAGUAGAAGAAUGGAAAAGCAGCAAGAGAAGAAAAAAAACCCUAAGCAGCAGCAUUUACCGCUCAAUCCCAACUGGGCGCAGCUCCAACAAAAGCUUAAAAGCCAUGGCUUUAGGCCUUCAAGGCCCUCAAAUAAUUCAAACUCAGAAACCCAAAAAUCUAUAUUAGGGAAGCGUAAAGAUAGACCCGAUCAAGCAUCUGACGAGUCUCAGCUGAAUCCUUUAGCUCCAACUAAUGAUGAUUUCAGUCUGACAGAUGUGAUAGCCAUUGAUUGUGAAAUGGUUGGCACUGGUCAAGGAAACAGAAGUGCUCUUGGACGCGUAACACUGGUGAAUCAGUGGGGAAAUGUUAUGCAUGAUGAGUUUGUUCGCCCAAUAGAACGUGUUGUUGACUUCCGUACAAAAAUUAGUGGCAUUCGACCCCAACACUUGAGGAAAGCAAAGGAUUUCCCAACUGUUCAGAAGAAAGUUGCAGAGAUGAUUAAAGGAAGGGUUCUUGUGGGUCAUGCCUUGUCCAAUGAUCUUAAGGCAUUGCUAUUGAGUCAUCCCAAAAAGGACAUGCGGGAUACUUCAGAGUAUCAACCCUUUCUCAAGGAGGGACGCAGAAAGGCCCUUCGGCAUCUUGCAGCUGAAUUUCUUGGUGCCAAAAUACAGAAUGGAGAGCACUGCCCAAUAGAAGAUGCUCGAGCAGCAAUGCUGCUGUACCAGAAAAACAAAAAACAAUGGGAGAAGAGUAUUAAAGAUCAAAUGAGAAUGAAACAAAAACAGAAGAAACGCAAGCACAAAAAGAAACCAAAGUUGGCACCGGGAGUUAACGGCGCUGCUACUGCUUCAUAGCAUUUGCUGCUGCUUGUUCUGCUAACACAUCAGAAGAUGUGCUUAAUACAAAUUCAGUCCACUUGGCAGUGAUCCAAUAGCUGAGCUUCCGAAUGGUUGGAUGAAAGAAGAGGAUGCAUCGGCCGGCAUUUAUUAUUCAAAGCAUAAAGGGAAACACAAUCUCAUGCUAGUCUCUAAGUUCAAGUAACUGAUUUGUUCAUGUAUGAUAUGUAUUGAUUUUGGAUCACAAGUACCAAUAAAAAAUGCAUAAAAUCUUGAAUUUCUUGGGUUUUUGCUUAACCUUCUAAGCAGUACUAAUCUUAAAUCAUAUGUUUUAGGCUUUGGAUUUCCCUUGUCCAACAUUAAUAGUUUCAUUGUAGCUAUUUAUGUAAUGUAAAAGAACAUGUAAGUUCAUUAUAUUAUCUCCGUAUUGAUUAUUCAUAUUUUAUAA